Messenger RNA from Bactrocera dorsalis (oriental fruit fly), 1468 nucleotides. RefSeq names its product N-acetylneuraminate lyase B. The record is from RefSeq and is a predicted model, not a curated record. The transcript has 4 exons. Bases 303 to 1274 code for a protein of 323 amino acids. NCBI's taxonomy places the organism in Eukaryota, Metazoa, Arthropoda, Insecta, Diptera, Tephritidae. Gene Ontology annotation, molecular function: 4-hydroxy-tetrahydrodipicolinate synthase activity; N-acetylneuraminate lyase activity. Gene Ontology annotation, biological process: N-acetylneuraminate catabolic process.
CUUCCGGGGGACGUUAAGUCUUUAUGCGAGUGCGAAAACUCACUCUGUUUGAUUGAAAUAUACAGCAAUAUUUUCUUGUAAUCGAUUGAAUGAAAUCGUUUACACAUCGUUCCCUUCUAUACAGAACUAUGUACGUUUGUGUGUAACGAAGAAUAUUGCUUGUCAUAACAUUACAAAGAUUCACAAAUGAGAACGUAAGACGUUUUAGUUUACUUUUUUAUACUUUUUUGAAAUUCCAUUUCAAAAACAUCACGCUGGGUAACAAGAAAAGUCGGCCAAUAGUUAUACCAUCAGAUAAGGCGAUGGAGCAAUAUAUAGCGGCCCGUUAUGAGGAAGAAGUUCAUGCGACUUCAAUGCGCGCGACCCGAGCUCGAAACACUAAAGUACAAACGGAGAGUAAACGUGUAAAAUUCUUCGACUUCAAGGGACUAAUGGCGCCUGUCUUCACUGCCUUUAAAAAUAAUGAAGAACAAUCUUUGGAAGUCCAGAAUAUCGAUCGUUACGCGGAAUGGCUGAAAAGUAAUCGUAUAAGUGGUGUUUUAGUUAAUGGCAUGUCGGGUGAGGGACCCGCCUUGGGUUUGUCGGAGCGCAUGCGGAAUGCGGAGGCUUGGUGGGAAGCGGCACAAAAAUACGAAUUGGUUAUGUUUCUGCAAGUCGGCGGCGCACCCUUGCCCGAUGUACUGGUAAUGGCCGAUCAUGCGCAUGACUUGGGCGUACAUGCAGUGCUCUGCCUACCCGAGCUCUUCUACAAGCCCACCACAAUCGAACAGCUGGUCAGCUAUAUGCGGUUGGUGGCUCGACGUUGUGCCGCACUGCCGUUCUUUUACUAUCACCUACCGCUGAACACGGGCGUCUACCUUAACAUGCGCGACUUUUGCAAACUGGCCGAAGAGACCAUACCGAAUUUCUAUGGCAUACAUUUUGCCAGCAAUGAUCUGGACGAUGGCGAGGCGUGUUUGCGUGAAGGACGCGUAAUUAUAUUGGGCAACAGUCGUCUGCUGGCCUGCGGCUUAUUGGUGGGUUUCGAGUCGGCUUUGAUGACAGUCUUAAAUAUACGCCCCGACUUGGGUUGGGCCAUUUGGAAUGCGAUGUUGAAUAAUAAUUUGGAAACGGCACGUGACACACAAAUGCUUUUGAAUAACAAGAUUAGCUAUUAUAUGGGCCGUUCCAACGAGCAUGGCUACAUUGAGGCGAUGAAACAAUGGUUCGAUGAUGAGGUGCGGCAGGGUAAUGGUCCUGGUUUCUUUAUUGGUUCUGCUAGAAAAUUCUUUUAAACGUACUAGUUUGUGUUUGUAACUGGUUGCGUUGUUGUUUCAGUAUUAAUUUUAAUACAAAUAUGUCAAUUUAUACUCGUCUGUACUUUUGAAGUGUGUUCGGUGGUUUAUGAAAUAUAUAUGUAUACUUGGUGGCUUAUAUAACUGAAGUUCGUCUUUUAAAUUUCACUCGAAUUCAUCAUAAUCUGACUUGU